Messenger RNA from Dermacentor albipictus, 567 nucleotides. The record is from RefSeq and is a predicted model, not a curated record. NCBI's taxonomy places the organism in Eukaryota, Metazoa, Arthropoda, Arachnida, Ixodida, Ixodidae.
GCCAUCGGUAUUUACAGCGCUGCCAUUGCGAUCUCGACAAUGCUUUCCGUUCCCCUGAUCUACACUGAUGUUGCCAUCGGCUUAGCAGGAACAACGUACACCGCCUUGGGUGGACUCCGAAGCGUUGUGUGGGCAGAUUGCAUACAGGCUGUUGUCAUGUUAGCCUCACCAAUCAUAAUCGUCGCUAAGGUUUUCUACGACUCUUACCGUGUAAGCCAGCCGCUCAGGCCGCUUAGCGAUUUCAACGUCACAAAGUACAUUUUACGGCAUGACUUCGACGUCACCACUGACGAGAAUAUGUGGACUUCACUGGUGGCAUGCAUACCCUACUCGUUUGUACGCGUGGGGUAUGAUCAAAUGGCUGUCCAAAGGUUUAUGGCUGCCAGGACCGUCCGCGGGGCUAAAAGGAUAGCCAUCGGUGGAGGGCUGAUGAUGCUCUUGUUCUUUGUACUCGUUGGAUUCACUGGCAUAGCCGUAAUUUACUGGUACAGGGACUGUGACCCUUUGGUCUCAGGAGCCAUCUCUAACUACGAUCAGUGCAUCUCAACAACCUGGAACCCGUCCUGA